AUGAAGGCCUCGCCGCUCAUCAUCAAUUGGCAUGACCAGAAUGCCCCAAUCUACUCUGCCCACUUUGAGCCAAACGGCAAGGGCCGCCUGGCCACGGCCGGUGGUGACAACCAUGUGAGGGUGUGGAAAGUUCAAGCCGACGGCCCGGAACGCAAAGUCGAAUAUCUGUCGACCUUGUCCAAACACAAUCAAGCUGUCAACGUUGUGCGAUGGGCCCCCAAAGGAGAAACCCUCGCUUCGGCCGGCGACGACGGCAAUGUGAUUCUAUGGGUUCCCAGCGAGAUUCCGGCAACCAACUUUGGAUCGGAAGGUUUGGACGAUAAGGAAUCAUGGCGAGCCAAGCACAUGUGUCGCUCUAGCGGAGCCGAGAUAUACGAUCUGGCAUGGUCCCCCGACGCCGUCUACUUUAUUAUCGGUAGUAUGGAUAAUAUUGCGAGAAUAUACAAUGCUAGUUCAGGAACACUUGUAAGGCAAAUUGCCGAACACAGUCACUACGUGCAAGGCGUCACUUGGGAUCCCUUGAACGAAUACAUAGCAACCCAAUCGUCCGAUCGAUCCGUCCACAUCUACUCUCUCAAGACAAAAGACGGGCAGUAUUCCUUGAGCCAGGACGAUAAACUUCCAAGGCUAGCAAGCCACGUCAAAGCCGAUCUCCCUACUCGACGAAUCUCUUCGAGCAGUCCCGCGCCCCCGGAAUUCGGUCACCGAGCGCAGAUGUCUACCGUAGACUCUGCCACGUCUGUGGGAUCACCAGCUCCCUCAGCCCCAAGCACCCCAACUUCCGCACCUCUCCCUAUGAACCCGCCAAGCGUCAUCAGCCAUAGUCGUCGAUCUUCCUUCUCCUCUCGUCGUUCGGUCUCGCCGGCACCAUCUCUACCUCUUCCUGCCGUCAUGCCAAUGGAGGCGUCGCCGAAACCUCACUAUGCUCUCAACACCAACUGGGCCACGGGAAUGAAGAAUGCCAGUCUUUAUGCAAACGAAACCCUGACAUCUUUCUUUCGACGACUCACGUUUACGCCAGAUGGGAGUCUCUUGCUCACGCCGUCUGGGCAGUAUCAGAAUCAACACCAGACAGACAAGGAUGCAAAGCCAACUUACGAAAUUAUCAAUACCGUCUACAUCUACACUAGAGGCGGUAUCAACAAGCCCCCGAUAGCACAUCUGCCAGGCCAUAAAAAGCCUUCAGUCGUUGUCAAAUGCUCACCAAUUUUUUAUACCCUCCGCCAGUCUCCGCCGGUGACUAAACAUGUCACCAUUGAUACAUCCUCUGCAGAAGACACCAUUCCCUCCCUCCCAGAGCCAGUCUCCAAGGCAUCCACCACGUCAUCCGUCAUGGAUCCUCCCCCGCUGCCCACGCCUGCUUCGACUACUGCCGCCGAAGCAGGAGCUCCGUCAAAAGGAGUGCCUACCGAGACAAAUGCGUCAACACCAGGCCCUAAGCCCGCCUUUGCCCUUCCUUACCGAAUGGUAUACGCAGUCGCCACCCAAGACUCGGUACUACUAUAUGAUACACAACAGAAGACUCCGAUAUGCAUAGUCAGCAACUUGCACUGCGCAACCUUUACUGAUCUUGCUUGGUCAACUGAUGGGCUCACCCUCAUCAUCUCGUCAUCAGACGGAUUCUGCUCCUCACUAACAUUUGCCCUGGGCGAGCUGGGCGAGAUUUACAAGGGCGAGGUUGGGGCAAAAGCAAGUGCAUCCGCAGCAACUCCUACGUCAACGUUUGCAUCGCCUGCUUCGUUCCCAGGUGGACAGCAGCAUCAACCGCGCAACUCGGCAAGCUCUUUCACAGCACCCUCUCCUCCUACCACAUCGUCUGUGCCAUCCAAUCGCCCAUCCUCGCCUACAAGAUCGAAUUCUACUUCUUCUGUAGCUACACAGUCAGGUGUCGUGAGCAACCCGCCCCUCAUUAGUGGUAGUGUGCCAUCAAUCACGGCCGCCAAUUCCGGCAGGGUAACGGGCGUUCCCUUGACUACGCCUCCAGAGACACCCAAAGUUGUGCCUGGGCCCAGCACGGGCGUAAAGAGGGAUGCUGAUGAGGCCGAGAAAGAAGACACCAAAGAGCCCAAGAAGCGAAGAAUUGCUCCAACUCUUGUUUCGAACCCAACAUGA
Messenger RNA from Trichoderma gamsii, 2112 nucleotides. RefSeq names its product chromatin assembly factor 1 subunit B. The transcript is spliced from 4 exons. NCBI's taxonomy places the organism in Eukaryota, Fungi, Ascomycota, Sordariomycetes, Hypocreales, Hypocreaceae. Gene Ontology annotation, molecular function: protein binding. Gene Ontology annotation, biological process: DNA replication-dependent chromatin assembly; nucleosome assembly. Gene Ontology annotation, cellular component: nucleus; CAF-1 complex. Bases 1 to 2112 code for a protein of 703 amino acids. The record is from RefSeq and is a predicted model, not a curated record.